CAUUUCCAUUUGAAGUUAGUAUCCCGGCUGAACUGAUUGCAGUUAGAGUCAUCGGAUAGAAAGAAUGUUUGCCGUUGUUUUGUGUAGCUUGCUGGUAGCGGCCGCUCUCUCGGCUGAAAUACCAACACCAAAGUUGAAUCACCUGGUGUCAGGAGAUGUUGAAAUAUCUGUGGAAGGUAUACCUGGGAUGAAGAUUUAUGAUGUCAAAUAUCACAUAAAAGGACAUAAACACCACGGACCAUUUCACCAGGGAGCCGAUGGACGAUGGUAUCAUCGCAAUAAUGCAGCUGCAUACAAUGGCAAGGACAAGAUAAAGUACACAAUUGUUGGAGAGAUAGAUGGCAAAACUGUUGUCACCAAAGGAAAACUUCAUCCACAGGAAAGAAGCGUUGUCCUUGCUCCACCAAGGGUACUCAGAGCAUGUAGAACAGUAUUUCGAGAUGACUUUAACGGAGCAUUUGAUCCGUCACAUUGGAACUAUGAAGUGUCUAUGUAUGGAGGCUAUAACUGGGAAAUCCAAGCAUACGUUCCAGAGGCCAGAAAUAUUUUCACUAGAAAUGGUCAUCUUUUCAUCAAACCUACACUUACAACAGAUCACCCGAACUACUCCGAAUCUACACUAUCAAACGGUGUCAUGGACUUAAAAGCUAUGUACGGAUACUGUACAAACUCCGACCGCUGGGGCUGUUAUAGAGCUGGAAAAGAUGGUCUCCUACCACCAGUAAUGUCUGGCAAAUUAAAAUCAAAAAGCACUAUCAGAUUUGGAGAGGUUACAGUUUGUGCCAGAGUACCAAGGGGAGACUGGAUUUGGCCAGCCAUCUGGAUGUUGCCUAGAGACAGUCAUUAUGGCCAAUGGCCUAGGUCUGGAGAAAUCGAUAUAAUGGAAAGCAGAGGCAAUACACAGGCCACUGAUGGUAGUGGACACAAUCAUGGUGUCAAUGAAGUUGGAGCAACUAUGCACUGGGGACCUGAUGCUGGCCAAAAUAGAUUUACACUUACACAUGGAGAUAUUCAAGGAGAUUGGAGUCAUGCCAUUCAUUGUUAUCAUCUUAGUUGGACUGUGGACCAUAUACGCGUGACUGUUGAUAACCGGGAAAUAAUGAACAUCCCCAUUCACCAGAGUUUCUGGCAAAAAGGAGGAUUUAGUGGCAGCAAUAUCUGGGGUAGCGGUACUAAGGCAGCUCCUUUCGAUCAACCGUUCUAUUUGAUUCUGAAUGUUGCUGUUGGUGGUACCAGCGGAUUUUUCCCUGAUGGAUGGACGUACAACUCGCCUAAACCAUGGAGGAAUGAUUCACCGCACGAAAACUCUGACUUUUGGAACGCUAGAAACAAUUGGCUUGGUUCUUGGCAUGGAGAUGAUGUUGCCAUGGAAAUCGAUUCUGUUGAGAUGAAACAAUGUUAAUAUUGGUUACGUAAUAAAACUAACAUGAAAAUAC
Messenger RNA from Ruditapes philippinarum (Manila clam), 1436 nucleotides. Its product is annotated as beta-1,3-glucan-binding protein-like. The record is from RefSeq and is a predicted model, not a curated record. Bases 65 to 1402 code for a protein of 445 amino acids. Gene Ontology annotation, molecular function: hydrolase activity, hydrolyzing O-glycosyl compounds. Gene Ontology annotation, biological process: carbohydrate metabolic process. The transcript has 12 exons. NCBI's taxonomy places the organism in Eukaryota, Metazoa, Mollusca, Bivalvia, Venerida, Veneridae.